AUGUCACGAACAAAUGAGGUACGAGGUCAGAAUAGUGAUAAAACCAAUACGUGCAAUGAGUCGAUCGACGUUGACAAUAAUAAUAAUGAAGAGCAAAGCUCCAGCAAGUCAAAUAAAACAAACAAAUCGGGUAAGAGCCAUAAAGUGCCAAAAACCGUUCAUUUUGAUAAAGAAAAAUCGGAUAGUGCGGAAAAAAUACCUAAACGCGAUAAAAUAGAUAAUGAAAAAGCGGACAAGUCAAAGAAAGUGGUUAGAGUCGAUAAAGCUGAUUCGGAUAAAACGGAAGAUUCUGACGCAAAACAUGGUUCGUGUAGUGCGGCGAAAAAAAGCAAAUCCGAAAAUAAGAAAGACGAGGAUGUCGACGAAACGUCCAAUAAACCUGAAACACCGGAAAAAGAAAAGACAAAGCAUUCGAGGAAAGAUAAGAGCCCAGCAGAAAAGUCUAAUUCGAAAGAGGACAAGGAGAAAAAGAAACCGAUGGCAGAUAAUACAGACAACGUUGAAAAUGAACCACCAAGCGUGGUUGAAACUCACGAGCAACAAUCAGCGAACAAACAAUCCGAAGUGGAAUCGGCAGACUCGCAUCAAAUGUCCGCAAAUGCGCUCGCAAGCGAUGCAAUAAAUAUGACAAAGUCACCAUUGAAAGAAAUGCCAGAGUUGAAACGCAUAUUGAAACGUCGCAAAUCGAUGAUGCCGACGGCGAGUAAACCGCUAGUCGAUAAGUGGGAACUUUUUGGUGGUGUCAGUCUCAAUUACGAGGAUGUCGUCGACCAUCGACGAGAACAGCAACAGCUCAACGCUAAUGACGAGGUGACGGCUGAGAAAAUUAAAGUUGCGCAGUCCUCUCAGCAACGUGUCAAUAGAAAUUUGGCCAUCAUGUUUCAAAAGACCAGCGACAAUUGCAGCAUCUCAACGCAAAAUAUUUUGGCCGACAAGCGGCGAUCGCGGCUGAACGAGCCAGGGGCAAAGACCGCAGUUGAGAAUCUGCUCCCACCACCGCCCAAGAAGAGGUCAAGACGCAGUGAGCUGGAAAGGCUCAACGAUGACAUUGCCCAAAUGUUUUAUGCAAACGAUGUGAUUCGCGCCACCGGACGUCGGGCAUGCUCCGCUCAACGAUGCUGGAGCAGCACAACGCCAACCAAAAAACUUCGAGUGCGUGUUGCACGUUGUGCGCAAUUAGAGCAAAUGCUCAAAUGUACGAAGAAUGCGAAUAUGCCCGCGGCCAAUAUAAAAGCGGCAGCCAAGCGCUUGAUUGCACGUCACAAGAGUGAGAUUGCGAAGCUUAAUAAAAAGAAACAGUCGCCAACACCAACUCGACCGGACGAGGAGCAGCUGCUUCUGAUCAACGAGUGCAAGCUGGAACAAAACGAAUAUCUACAGAGCUCUUCACAGGCUGCGCGAGUUAAAGGCGCUACGAUACCGCCCGCAGAGGCAGAGUCGGAUUCAGACGUAGACGUAGAAGUAAAGCUCGAUGUGGACGACACAUCAUCGCCAAAGCUGGAAGUAUCAAUUGCUAUAUCGGCGACGCCAAUUCCAAGGGAAUUAUUGGCUAAUGAGAGCGAUGCGGAAGAAGAACCAUUAUCAACAGCUGAAGAGUUAAUAAGGAACGUAGAGCAAGAUGAAGUACCGGAAGUGAAUAAGUUGAAGAGUCGCGGAAGUCGCUCCUCUACGUCGAGCAGCACCAAUAGCAUCGGAGGUGCUAGCGGCAGUAACAUCAAGGGCAAACCCUCAAAUUCACUCGACCACAGCUCCCUCGAAAGCGAAGUUCCCGAUCUAAAUUCCCAACCUGAAGUGAUAGUCGACCUGCCAUCAGCGCCUACGGUAUGGCCAUCUGAAACCGAAGUAAUCCCCUUACAGUAUAUGAUUUGUGUGCAGAAUGUUGCAUUCCGUUUGCUAAGCCCACCGAUCCUGAAGCCUGCAUAUUAUUGCCGAGUUCCAGACUGCUUAUUUCUCUUCUCGAAUGAGAUAGAAGGUCUGGAAAAUCAUUUUACACGCAGUCAUCCGUCGCUGCGUUGGAACGGCAGCUGUACUGAGUGCAGUCUACCCGUCAAGGAAGUGCCCGAUAAUUUGAGCAUUCGCGAGGAGCUGCGGCAUAUGGUGCUAGUGCAUGUGGAUGAAAUUGUGGCGCCUAAGCCACCGGAGCCGGCUGUUGAAGUUGCGCCACCAAAACCUGUGCUGCCCAAGCUGCGUGUGCGUCGUUUCACGGGAGAUCGCCUAGUCCCAGAGGCCGAACAAGCAAUCGAAAUCGAACCGGAAGCUGUGCCCCGAGAACCCGUUGUUGAGAAUACAAUUCUUAGGAGUUUGUUACUCGCCCAAUCGCGUCCGCCAAGUCACCAGCAACAGCAGCUGAACGCCGCCGGUGUCGGAGAGUUUCUGUGCGCCAAGACACCGCCAACGACUGUGGAUGUGCCCGAUGUUCUAAAUCGCGACGCGGAAUUGGGACUCCAAAUCAAUCAUGUAUAUAGUCUCGCCGAUACAUCCAUUCCCCUCAUAACGAGCGAGACGGUGCCAUUACCUGUCGCCACCAAUGAUGACUACGUCAUUACCCAGAGCCUUACCCAAAACUAUGAGGGUCCCAUUCCGACGGAGAUCAACAUAUCUAUUAAACCCCGACUGACACGUUCACCACCAAGGAAAGAUCGCACACAAAUCGCUGGCAACCGAUUCCGUUGUAUGGCGCCCAAUUGCAAUUACUGCUCUCACACAGUUAUGUGCAUACGGGAGCACAUGAAGUUCCACAGCUUCAGUUUUGGACCGAAGGAUUAUCUGCAAUGCUCCUAUUGCAGUCAUGUCAGCAAGGAUGUCGACGAAUAUGUUCAGCAUGGUGUUCUCCAGCACGGUUUGGCCAGUCGCGAGGAGCUGCAGGAACCCAAUUUGUCCACCUCUGGCAUAAGGUGUUCCCCCGAAGAAGCGAUUCCGGAUGUUCGGCAACCGAACCAACAGGAGCUCAUCACCACAGUCGAGGCAUCGACAUCAGCCCAAAGAGUCGCUCAGCCAAAUACCGACGAGGUUGAGUUGCCUAUUGCGCCGGCAAAGUUGCCGAUAGCUAGAAGACAAAUGGUGGUCAAGCCACUCUUUCACUUUGUGCGCAAGGAGAAACGCUACAAGUGCGGUGUACCCGACUGUGGCCAGCAUUUCGACACAGAGCUGGGGUUGAGCCAGCAUCUGAGCACUCAGCACAGCUGUGGAGAUUGCUUUAAGUGUCCGCACUGUCGCUAUGUGAAUCAUUUUCUAACACUGGAGAAAGUGCUGGAACAUUUGAAGUAUCAUAAGAGAUACGUUUAUCAAUGCGGUGCGUGCAGCUCGUUUGCGCCAAAACGCUCCAUAAUCGAUCGCCAUAUUCACAUGAAGCAUGCCUCAAAGUUGGGCGAUGAUGUCAAUGUGAUUAUCCAUAAGCGUGAUGAUUUGACAAUGCACACCAAGAUAGCGGAAGUUCGUUGGUUCAAGUCGUGUAAUGCAUCUGCAUCGACCGAUGAAUGGUUCUGUAAUCUAUGCCACUCUGUGUUCGCCACCAAGCAUCAGAUGAUUGGACACACGGCGGUGGCACACCAGCGUAUGUAUCAGUACUGCUGUCCGUAUUGCGAAUACGGCUACAAGGAUCUCAUGAGAAUCGUAAAUCACAUACGUCGUAGCCAUGCCAGCAAACGCAUCCAGCCGCUGCAAUGUUAUCUGCGCAUCAAGUGCAAAAAUCGCCAGACACUCGGUUUUAUUUGCAACACAUGCCAUGCGGCGACCUACACCUUAUACAAGAUGGGCAAUCACUGUCUGCAGAAGCAUUUGAAUCGCUAUCGGUACAAGUGUCGCCACUGUGACUUUGGACAUACUAAACAUCGCCACGUCGCCGUUCAUAUGACGCAGGAACAUCCCGGAUUGCCAGGUCUACCCAUUCAGAAGUUCGAUCGCUUGUCCAACGACAUGCUCGACGAUGACUUUUGGAACAUGGCCCAAAUAUUUUCGUCAAAGGGUCACGUUGAGCCACCUGAGGCAAUCGCUUCCAAUAACCAUGCGCAUGGCAUUCAGAUCUUUGAACCCAUCGAGUUGUCGUCGGAUGAAGAGGACCUAACAAAUAACGCUGCAUCUGCUCAGAAGCAGUACGAAUUCGCGUGCUCGCAUUGCACGGAGACGCGUCACAACAUUGAUGAACUGAGAUCGCAACACUGGGCGAUCAAACAUCCCGACCAUCCCUUCUACUUCUGUGUGCAACCGCAGCUGUGCUGUCCGGUGUGCUACGGCUUCAAAGGGAGUGCCAAAGCACUGCUGCAGGAGCACUUGCCGAAUGUCCAUCAUCACCGCACGUUGGUGGCCUGCGAUGUGAGUCAAAAACGCGAAUGCGGCUACUGCGACAAGACGUACAAAGAGUGGCCAGAGUUGGUGCAACACAUGACAAUCGAGGCGCAUCUGGCCAACGAUCUAAAGAAUCUAACAGAUGGCGAACUAAACGAACUGAUCGAAAUGGGAAGCACCGAGAACGAGUAUUAUCAAUGUAAUCUGUGUCGGGUAUUGCUGCCAUCGAGUGUGGCUAUUGCGCAACAUGGAACCGUGGAGCAUUCGGAUGCAGAGGAGACAUUUAGCUUUCGACUGGUGAAGAACACGAUCAUCUAUCACUGUUCGUUCUGCAUGUACGCCUCAGUGGAUGAGUUGGAAACGUUGCGUCACAUGCUCGAUCAUUGCAAACGCUUUGGCACCUGCCACUUGUGCGCCGAGCACUUGAACAGCGGCUUCGAUGAGUACAUACAGCACUGCUAUUCAAAUCAUCGCGAUCAAGUGGAUAACUUUGAUGUCAUCCAUCCGUAUGAUGACCUGAAGAAGUUCCUCAUGCAGGUGCUGUAUCAAUUCCAAAACGGACUCAUCAUCAGCAAGAGCAGCCUACGCGACACUCGCUUCAGUCACGAACGUGUCAUCCAGCAGCUGUACAACGAGCUGCGCAGCAAGGGCAAGCCGCCAAUACCGCGAAUGCUUUUCAGUCAGCUGCCUCAGAUUCAUCAACGUCGCAAGACAUUUAAUCACAACAAUCUGCAGCAGUUGCUUCCACAACAUCAACACCAACAGCUGGCGGCGCGUCACGUCAACAAACCCAACAAGCGGCAGCAAAUCCAGCCGACAUCCUCGACGGUCGUCGCUCCCCCCAAGCCGCUGCCCAUUCUGCAACGCAUCGCCAAGCGACGCAACACUUUUGUGGACCCCGGCCAAAUGUUUUAG
This is a messenger RNA of Drosophila nasuta, 5199 nucleotides long. RefSeq lists its product as uncharacterized. NCBI's taxonomy places the organism in Eukaryota, Metazoa, Arthropoda, Insecta, Diptera, Drosophilidae. Gene Ontology annotation, biological process: regulation of DNA-templated transcription. Gene Ontology annotation, molecular function: DNA-binding transcription factor activity, RNA polymerase II-specific; RNA polymerase II cis-regulatory region sequence-specific DNA binding. The record is from RefSeq and is a predicted model, not a curated record.